CUUUCAUUCGUUGAUGUCGCUAACUGUUGCACAUAACAGUUACACGUAGUUGUGUUUUCUUGUGUUAUAUUCUGUUUGUGAUUAAGAUCAACUUGAGACAUAUUUUGGCUUAUUUCGAAAAGGAUGACUUAACUGCAGCACAAACAGUCAUGCGGCGCGCAAUUCUGCUGCUACUAGCGGUGCUGCUCGCUGCUGCUGCCGCGUGCCCCUGGGCGUGCUCCUGCCGACCGAAUGCCGCUGACUGCGCGCACAGAGCGCUGCUGCACACGCCCCGGAGACUGCCGAUAGACGCGCAGCGACUUGACCUGCAAGGCAACAACAUCAGCAUCAUUUUCCAGAGUGACUUCCAGAACUUGAAAGAAUUGAAGAUUCUACAAUUAUCAGAAAAUCAAAUACACACGAUCGAACGAGACGCAUUCUUGGAGCUGAACGCACUCGAGCGCCUAAAACUGAGCAAUAACCGACUCGGCCACAUGCCUGAUGGCCUUUUUGUGAGAUUGAGGCAUCUACAGCGUUUGGAUCUUAGUCGUAACGAGUUGACAGCGAUCAGUAAGCGCACGUUCCGAGGACUGACCGCUUUGAAGAGUCUCCACCUGGACGGCAAUCAGCUGAAAUGCAUAGACGAAAAGGCAUUGGAACACUUGAAGAGCUUGGAAGUGCUGACCCUGAACAACAAUAACCUAACCUACCUAUCAUUGGAAGCUGCGUCAGUCGCUCGGCUACACACGUUGCGACUCACAGACAAUCCCAUCGUGUGCGACUGUCGUGUCGCUCGUCUGUCUGCGUCGGUACGCGCAGCUGGUAUACUUGGGGUUGGAGCCAGAUGUCAGGCACCAGCAACCCUCAGGGGCGCAUUACUCACGGAAUUGGAAGCGCACGAACUUACUUGUAACGGUCCGACCACAUCAAUAAUAGCAGAAUGUUCCGCGGAACCGCGCUGCCCUCCACCUUGCCGCUGCUCCCCCGACGGCACCGUCGACUGCCGGGAGAAACUGCUCACAGAACUGCCGUCUACCAUACCUCAUAGGGCUACCGAAAUUCGCCUAGAACAGAACGAGAUCACAGAAGUGGGAGCGGGGGCUUUCUCAUCUGUCAAGCGAGUGGCGCGAAUCGAUCUGUCAAACAACAAAAUUGUCAAACUAGCCGCUGACGCAUUCAACGGCUUGACACAUUUGACGUCUCUAGUGCUUUAUGGAAACAAGAUAAAGGACUUACCUUCGGGUAUAUUCCAUGGUUUGACUUCAUUGCAACUUUUGUUGUUGAACUCCAACGAAAUCAGCUGUGUUCGUAAAGAUACCUUCAGGGAUCUACAGAGUCUGAAACUACUAUCCUUAUACGACAACAAUAUAAGAUCGAUACCGAACGGGACUUUUGAUUCGUUAUCCGGCAUUCAGACGCUUCAUUUGGGUCGGAAUCCCUUCGCCUGCGACUGCUCUCUGCGAUGGCUUGCCGCGUACUUGCGCAAAAAUCCGAUCGAAACGUCAGGAGCCAAGUGUGAUACACCGAAACGUAUGAACAGGAAGCGCAUUGAUGCUCUCCGCGAAGAAAACUUUAAAUGCAAACCGGGUGAGGAGACCGCGGAGAGCUGCGGGGACGAGCCGCCGUGCCCGGAGGUGUGCGCGUGCUCGCGCGCCGCGCAGGGCCGCGGGGUGCGCGUGGCGUGCGCGCGCGCCGCACUCGCCGACCUGCCGCGAGACCUGCCGCUCACCACGCACGCCCUCAUCAUGCCGGAUAAUAACUUGGGUCAGAUCAAGUCGGAUGGACUCUUCGGAAGGCUGCCUGACCUCACGAAGUUGGACUUCCGUAAUAAUGGUAUAACAAUUGUGGAAGAUAACGCCUUCGACGGCGCCGCGUCGAUACAGGAACUAUUGCUUGAUGGAAACCUGCUCCAUACGGUUACAGACAAAAUGUUCUUCGGAUUGCACAGUCUCAGCGUUCUCUCCCUCACCGAUAACAAAAUAACGUGCAUAACGCCGGGAUCCUUUGAUCAUCUCAACUCAUUAUCGACUCUGUCGUUGAGCGGCAACCCUUUACACUGCACGUGCCACAUCUCGUGGGUGAGCGGGUGGUUACGUGCGCGCCGCCUGGCCACCGGAGCCACGUGCGCGCACCCCCCGCCCCUGCGCGGCGCUGAGCUGCAACAUCUGGAGCUGGCGGACUUCAAGUGCACUCCGGAGGACUCGGGCUGCUUGCCGGCGGAGUACUGUCCGGCGGGCUGCGCGUGCGCGGGCACGGUGGUGCGCUGUGCGCGCGCGCGCCUCGCCGCGCUGCCGCCGCGCCUGCCGCCGCACACCACCGAGCUGUACUUGGAAUCCAAUGAAAUAACUAGCAUAUCGUCUGAGCAAAUCCGCCACCUCACCCAGCUGACUCGACUGGACAUUUCGAACAACAAGAUCAGUGUCCUCUCCAACAAUACUUUUGAGGGUCUCACCAAACUGUCCACUCUCAUAGUCAGCUACAACCGGCUCAGAUGUGUUCAGCGCGACGCGUUGAAGGGGCUGACACAGCUUCGCGUUCUGUCCCUUCACGGUAACAAUAUCUCCAUGCUGGCGGACGGAGUCUUCAGAGACUUGGAGUCCAUAUCCCACGUCGCACUUGGUUCGAACCCUCUGUACUGUGACUGCUCAGCCCGCUGGUUGAGUGAAUGGGUGAAGGUGGCUGGUGAGUACGUGGAGGCCGGUAUCGCUCGCUGCGCUGAUCCCCCUCCGAUGAGGGAUAAGUUGGUGCUGAGUACCAGUUCCAGUGCGUUCGUUUGUAAAGACGAGCCGCCGGCGGACGUGAUCGCGAAGUGCGACCGCUGCUACCGCAACCCGUGCCUGCACGGCGGCGCGUGCGCGGCGAGUGCGGGCGGCGGCUACACGUGCGCGUGCGCGCGCGGCUUCCACGGCGACACGUGCCAGCACCAGAUCGACGCGUGCUACGGCUCGCCCUGCGCGCACGGCGCCUGCCAGCUGCUGGAGGAGGGCCGCUUCCACUGCUCCUGCCACGCUGGCUACACCGGCGUGCGCUGCGAGGUGAACAUCGACGACUGUCUCGCGCACCGCUGUCAGAACAACGCCACGUGUGUCGACCACCUCGAAGGCUACACUUGCAAGUGUGCCCCUGGAUUUAUGGGUGAAUUUUGCGAGAAGAAGAUACCGUUCUGCACACCAGAAUUCAAUCCGUGCGCGAAUGGUGCCAUCUGCGUGGACCACACCAGCCACUUCUCCUGCACCUGUCCCAAAGGGUACUCGGGACAGAACUGCACGAUCAACGCUGAUGAUUGCCUCAAUCACAUGUGCCAAAACGGAGCGACGUGCGUGGACGGGCUGGACGAGUACCGCUGCGCGUGCGCGGCGGGGUACGCGGGCCGCUACUGCGAGGCCGCGCCGCACGCCGCGCUCGGCACGUCGCCCUGCGCGCACCACGACUGCGUGCACGGCGUGUGCUACCUGCCCGCGCUCGCCCUGCACGACGACAUCAUGAUGGAGCGCCCGCUGCUGGCGCCGCCCGCAGACUACCUGUGCAAGUGCGCGCCCGGGUACUCCGGUCGUCUAUGCGAGUAUCUCACCUCACUCACCUUCAACUACAACGAUUCAUUGGUGGAACUGGAACCACUCCGGACCAUACCUCAAGCCAACGUCACACUUGUGUUCAGCACUAAGCAGCUCCACGGCGUGCUGAUGUACUUCGGUGACAGCGAGCACCUCGCGGUGGAGCUGUUCAACGGCAGGAUCCGCAUCAGCUACGACGUUGGGAACCACCCCACAUCAACCAUGUACAGUUUCGAAAUGGUCUCCGACGGUAACUACCAUAAGGCUGAAUUGAUCGCGAUUAAGAAGAAUUUCACAUUGCGAGUCGACGACGGGCCCGCGAGGUCAAUCAUCAAUGAAGGCAGUAAUGAGUUCCUCCGUCUCGAGAGGCCCAUGUUCGUUGGCGGAGUGCCGGAGGACGUCGCUAAGGACGCUUUCAGCAAAUGGCACUUGCGUAAUAUCACCAGUUUCAAAGGCUGCCUGAAAGAGGCGUGGAUCAACCACAAACGCGUGGACUUCGUUAACGCGGCGCGCACCUCCCGCACGCGCGCCGGCUGCGGCGGAGACGAGCCCGCCAUGCCCUCUCGGCCUCACGCGCUGCAAGAGGACGGUGCGCACGAGCCCGACCCGUGCGUGCCCAACCCGUGCGCGCGGGGGGGGCGCUGCGUGCGCGAGGCGGGCUCGCGCUCGGACUACACGUGCCGCUGCCGCGCCGGCACGGCGGGCGCGCAGUGCGAGCUGCGCACCUCCGUCGGUGGGGCUCCGGUUAUCACACAAGUCAAACUCCCCCCACGGAAGCAGAUCAUCAGCAACGUUCAGGCAUCACCAGCCGCGCCCGCGCAAAAGCAGUACCCGGAAGAGGCGCCCGCGCAGCCGCCGGCCGGCGGCGCGUGUCGGAAGGAAGCCACCCGUGAGUUCAUAACCGAGGGCUCGUGUCGGAGCCGUCGUCCCGUUCGCGGCGCGCGGUGCUCCGCUAAAGCCUCUGGGACCCCAGGAGGCUGCGGGAGAGCCCUAUGCUGCGCACCCAGGAAAACUAAGAAGAGAAAGAUCCGCUUAGUCUGUGCUGACGGUACAAGAUACACCAAAGAUAUAGAAAUAGUACGCAAAUGUGCCUGCGGAAAGAAGUGCCCGAGGAACACGCCCUUCAUACACUAAACACACACACAUAAUCAAAACAAUUUGCACAAAAAUUAAAUUAAAACAAUAGUCAAAGCGCUUACAGCACACCUUAUAAAUGUGAAACCUUGCUUAAACAUUUCACCCAAAUGUCACAGUCGGAAACGUUGCAUAGUUUGACCUUGAAAUGUUACUGUCAUGGCGCCCAUUUAUUUAAAUUUUGGACAAAUUUGUUUCAAAGGUAAUAAUUAUAGUAUCACAUUAAAAAUAUCAUAUUAAUUUUUACAUGCGAUGAAUGUUGAGAAUAUUAGAAAGAGAUAUCAAUAUAAAUAGCAAUAUGUUAGAGAGGGACGCAUUAAUAUAUUUGAAUCUUAACAUGAAGCUACCGUCGUAGACUUUAAAUUUAAGAAUGAUGAGUGGGAUUUUUUUCCGACUUUUGACAUUUUAUUUAAAAGUAUUUAGAAAUAAAAUCGAUCAUAAAAUUAUCAACGAAUAAUCAAUAGACAAUAAUCAUCAAUAGUAAAUUAUUAAUUUUUAGCAUUUAUAAAUUCAAUGUUUUAAAACAUGCCUUCCAAUGUAACGGCCUACAGCUUUAAGUUUUAAAAGAGUUUAUGAACUUAAUGGACGAAAAUGUCAAACAUCAAGCUUUUUGUGUAUCAAUGAAGAAAACCCUUUUCUGUGAGAUAAAAUGGAGGUCUAUUUCAGUAAUGGGGGGUAGAAUAAGAACUCUUCCUUUUAUGUGACUUUAAUAGCAAAAGCCUCUUGUGUGGGUUUGGUUGGUCUAAGGCAAAUAGGUAUGACUCAUUAUUCAGCAAUCCUCACAGCCAGCUCUACUAGUAGAGUCAGGUCAAAGGACCAAUGUUUAUCACCAUUGAAAUCAAAGCAAAAUCUACUAUAUGAUAUAUGUUGACCACUCAAUACUUAUUAGAAACAUUUACUCAGUUAUAAGAUAUGGUUACACGAGAACAAUAUAUCAACGUAACGUCAAAUGAAAUUAUGAGGGCAAAUGGAAGCGAAAAUUGAUGCAUUUCUCGGACGUUUGGAACUUAUUCAAUGUUUAAAAAUGUCACCAACUUUUAUAAUGUUUUGUAUGAAUGAACUAUUAGGUCUAACUUUAUACCCCAUUAGAAACUAAAGCUUAAAUAUACUCAACAGUUAGAUAAUGCAUUUAUUGUUAAACCUUUUACGCCCUGGAGGCUAUUAAUUUUAUCUGUAUUUUUAAUAUGUAAUGAUAUUUUUAAUCUGCGGAUAUCAUUGAUAUGUAAAAUGGACGACGGCUAUGGGAUAGGUUUGAAAUUUGUUUUUUUUUUCUUCUUAAAAUUUAAGUUUUAAAGAAGCGAUGAAUUGCAAUUUCACGACCAUUUUACAUAUUUAUGUUUUUUUUUUUUUUGUAACGCAAUGUUACAACUUAAUUUUAUACUGCCAUAAAAUUUUCAUGAAUUGUCUUAAAUUUUAAUCUUAAACAAUAUUGUGUUCAUUUAAUAAUAAUAUAUUUAUCAUUCUCUAGAUGUUUAUUGAAUAUUUUAUAUCGAUAAGUUAGUAAUAGGCGUACAGAUAAUAAAUUCCCGCGUUUUUUAUAUUCUUGCCAUAUAAGAAAAUGUUUUUCGUCAUUUCUUGUUUUUUUUUUUUUCAUUUUUAUAUACCUUUUAGAUCUAAUGAUAACAAAAAUAAUAGUAGUUUUUGACUGACGGUUCUUUUGUAAAAUAAUAUAGAUUAACAUAUUUAUUGCUGUUUUGUUGCUAAAAUGUAGCUUAUUUACUGUAAAUUGGUAGUUAAGAUUUAUUAUAUAGGAACGAUUGAGUAUUUUAUUAGGUAUUUGUAAAAGCAUUCCGUAUUUAUUUCUUACCAUUGCGAUAUAUUCUCACAGUAACCGUUGUCGGCGAUUUUAAACGAUAUUAAUUUUUCAGUAUUAAUUAUUUGUUAUAAAACGAUGAUCAUUUACAGUUAUAUAAAAUUAGUGUUUUUUUUUUAUAUAACUGUGUGAUUUGCAUAUAAUUUAAGUUUAAUCUAAGCUUUAAGUUUCGUACGGUCGUGUUUUGUGACGGGCGGACAGUGCAUGCGCUUUUUAUUAAUAAUUAAAAAAGUAAUAAUAUUGUCUAUAUACUUUAUAAUUUAUUUGAUGUAAUAAAAGACGAUGUUAGAUAUAUAA
Molecule: messenger RNA, 6777 nt
Organism: Vanessa tameamea
Lineage: Eukaryota; Metazoa; Arthropoda; Insecta; Lepidoptera; Nymphalidae
Gene: sli
Product: slit
Exons: 38
Coding region: 150-4667 (1505 amino acids)
Biological process (GO): axon guidance
Molecular function (GO): Roundabout binding; heparin binding; calcium ion binding
Source: RefSeq, a predicted model, not a curated record